ACAAGUACUUCAUGAUUGGCGGGAUGCUACUCACCUGUGCAGUUAUGUUCCUUGUGGUGCAGUACUUGACAUGAGCCAGCCACAUCCAGCGCUGGACAGCCUUCCCAUCGUGUUAAAGUGUAUGUGCGCACAUGUGUGUGUGCAAGCAAGAAUGGUGGGCUGGGCGGCAGCCUUUUGAAAUGUAUGCCUCAACUGUGAAGACACCCACCUCCAGGACUAAUUGUGACUUAGUAUCAAACCUGUUCUGUUUUCUGUGACAUCUGGAGAGGAGGAGCUAGGGUCAUCAAGAUGUGUGGUGCUUAGGAGUGGAUCAAGUUCCUUUUCUCUCGCUCUCACUGGGGGAGGGAAGGAAUGGGUUUGGUGGUCUGUCCGCAGGACUGGUACGCACCCUGGAAAGCUUCCAUCAUGAACCUUGCACACAAGACUGUCCACAUUGUUCA
Nannospalax galili (Upper Galilee mountains blind mole rat) is the source of this 440-nucleotide messenger RNA. Its product is annotated as Golgi SNAP receptor complex member 2. Gene Ontology annotation, cellular component: SNARE complex; endoplasmic reticulum membrane; ER to Golgi transport vesicle membrane. Gene Ontology annotation, molecular function: SNARE binding; SNAP receptor activity. The record is from RefSeq and is a predicted model, not a curated record. Lineage: Eukaryota; Metazoa; Chordata; Mammalia; Rodentia; Spalacidae. Gene Ontology annotation, biological process: intra-Golgi vesicle-mediated transport; vesicle fusion.